AUGCAACCAGUAAGGAAAGUACAGCAAGCAACACAUUUUAAAAGAGUAAGUACUAGAGCCAAUGAGUGAACUCUAUAAAUACUGGAACGAUAAGUCCAGAUAAACGGGCCCUAUGAUUGCGUGAACUUGUUUUUCACUCGUCAAAUAUAACUUUGCUUCUUGUGAUGAAGUGUUUCUAAAAUUCGCUUAUUUUAGUUUCUUAGGGCUACGGUAAAACCGGACUUAAAAAAUAGUCGGCCGAAACAUGAAAUUUCUAUAUGAAAUGAUGUCGAUUUUUCGUACUGAAUUCAGUGAAUUUCCACGUAGGGGCCUAGGGCAUACCUACAAGACGGGCUUCAUUAGCCGUUUUGUUCGCCGAUAAAAACCUGCCUCCUCCGCAGGCCCUCGUUGUGUCAUGGGAAGGUCACGAUUUCGAGAGGGCCUGCGGAAUCUUGUAAAAUGAAUAAAUGUUGUUUUGAACCUGCUUCGUUAAAGAAGGCAGUUUUAUUCGUGCAACGUUGGUGUGGACAACAAACCUUAUCGUUAAAAAAUGCUUCCUUCCACGUCCUAAGAGUCGCCAGUUUAAUUUAUAAGUUUCACGCCGCUUUUUUAUAUCUGUUUAUAUUCAAGAUUAUGUAGAAAUUUACUUGCUGACGUGACGCCGGCGCCAUUUUUUUUACAAGAUUCCGCAGGCCCUCGCCAGAACGUGACCUUCCCAUGACGCAACGAGGGCCUGCGGAGGAGGCAGGAUAAAAACAAUAGGAAGGGCCUGGAACUGACGUCUUAUAGCUCUUCAAUUUCCGCCAUCUUGGCAAGGAGUGUGCCGAAAUUUCGUAAUUUGACUUCGAUUUAAAGACUAAUAUAUAUAUAUGUUAUUUACCGGCUGCGAGGUCCGGAUGAGAAAAACUGUGCCCGAGGUCUAGGGCGAGGGACGUUUUCAAGACCGAGGGCACAGUUUUUCUCAUCCGGACCGACGCUGCCGGCAAAGAACGUGUUUAUUUUUUAUCAGAUGUAAAAAUUAAAUUGAUUAAAAUUCCAGUGUUGCUUGCGAACUAAUUGAGAUCAGUGCAGUUGUGUAUUUUCAAAGCGAGGCUGACAAAAAUUGAAAAAUUAAAAGAUAUAAAACACGAAUACGAAAACUCGAGGAAACUGGCAAGAAACACAAAAAGACGUAUAUAGUUUCAGUAAAAAUGUACAUGCUUUUUUCAUGAAUAUGGUAGCAGAGAAGCUUUGGAAUAAAAACUUUUAUGCCUGGCGUUUUGGCUUUGGCUUUGACAAGUUGCUCCUGACAACGACAGGUUCAUGUUCAGAUCCGAUCAAAAACAUAUAAAAUUGUAUUUUUCUUGUCGUUUCACGAUAAUAUGCUUGAAAAAAGUGUUUUUAAACACAAACUUUUACUUUGUUCACAAUAUUUAUAUCAGUGAAAAAUACAUGACACAAAUGGGUAGAGAAUAUAUUCGUGACUUGUUUUCACUGCUGCAGUUAAACCUUCUUUUAUAAAUGGGAACACAUUUAUUUUACAAUAUCUGUUUAAGCUGUAAUUUUUUCGCUUUUAAGUGGCCGAAUACAUGAGCAUUUAAAAAAUAUAUAGUUUUCUCGACGUAAGUUUUAUACAUGUCAAAUACUUUCCGACUUUCAGUCGCAUUUCUAUCCAAAUAUUGUCAAUUCUCGUGAACAUCGUGCUUAGUAUAUGAAGCCUUUAGGGCUUGAUGCAAUUCAUUUUCGUAUUCUGACUAUCGUUAGGCUAUGUUUUUCAAACGUUUUUGGCAGAUUUUUUCGUUUAAAAAUUGUUUCACUCCUCAGUUUUUGGCGCGAAAACCAGAGCGGGCAGUUGCAUUUCACAGCGGGCAGUUGCGUUUCAGAGCGGGCCGGAUGCAAAAAACCGGCCCGCUCUGAAAGGCUCCUCAGCCAAUCAGAUUGCUUCAUUUUCACUGAUAAAAAAUAAUAUGAUUUUAUGAACUGAAAACUUGAUUAGCGAUACUGUCCGUUAGAAAAAACUGGAUUUGGGGGAAAAUGGUACAAAAACUGUUUACGACCUUCGGAGCUAUUAGACACCUUAAGAUUGACGUUUACGGCAAACGUCAAACCGCUAACAAAAUGUUUGAUUUUACAACUCUAUUAUAACAGCUUUUAAAGCAGUUUUGAAAUAUAUUAAACAAUUAUUAAACUUGUGGUAUUUAGCAAUUAUUUAAGAAAGCAAAUUAAACACUAGUCACGUAUUCACCAAAGCAGUAAAUUAAGAUUUGGCGUUUGAAGUUGACGUUUGGCGUUCAUGCUUGAACGACUACAAGCCCUCGUAUAGCUGUUCAAGCAUGAAAUUUAUACGCCAAACGUAAACUUCAAACGCCAAAUCUUAAUUUACUGCUUUGGUGAAUACAUGAUUAGUGGUUAAUUUGUUUUCUUAAAUCAGUGCUAAAGAGCACAAGUUUAAUAAUUGUUUGAUAUAUUUCAAAACUGGUUUAAAAGCUGUUAUAAUACAGUUGUAAAAUCAAAAAUUUUGUUAGAGGUUUGACGUUUGCCGUACACGUCAAUCUUAAGGUGUCUAUUAUCGCGCUUACCAGGCUGACCCACUAACUGGGCCAGCUUGACUUCACUAUAAAUAGCCCCUAUUAAAACCAGAGUGGUGAAACAUGAUUGUAUAUUUUCUAGUACAAUAGACAACUUGCAUGUUAGACUAAUUUUUGAUAUAGACAAGAAAAAGUAAAUUCCCGUAAAGAACUUAUUAAAAUUGCAAAAUUUGGUUACGAAAUGUUGUAAAAUACGGAAAAUAUAGCCUUGCGAAGUUUGCAUAUUUUGUAUAUGUUUGUAUUACGUACGUGCGGAAGUUUUGUUACCAUUUUUGAGCUGAAAAUGGUAACAAUUUCCGCACGGCCUAAUUCCACGACGAGCGAAAUGCGAAAACACACUUGCGCGAAAAUUUUCUCUCGUAUUGAUUUCCACAGUAGAGAAAAAAUUCGCCAAAACACAAGCAUUUGAUUGGCUUCGCUAUUUUGUCAUCAAAACACAAGCAUUUGAUUGGCUUCGCUAUUUCCAUUUCGCAACGGAGUAGAAACGAAUCACUCCAAAAUCAUGUUGCGCAUGCGUUCAACCUUUUCGCGCGAAAUUUUUCGCAUUUCGCUCGUCGUGGAAUUAGGCCUUAGUACAAACAUAUACAAAAUUUGCAAACUUUACAAGGCUAUAUUUUCCAAUCUUUACAACAUUUUGCAACCAAUUUUUAUGUUCUUUUUAGCUGUGGUAUUUGGUUUCCUUCUCUUUACUUAGAUUUAGUAUAACAUGCAAGUUGUCCCUUAUCUCUCAUAUUUUCUAAUUGAUAUUUAUAUUUUUCAUGGUUUUUUUUUAUUGUAUAGACGAGCGGUAAGGCUAUUGGUGAUCCAGACAGAAUCGUCGACGAUUUACUAACCCCGUGUUCUCCUGGUACAGUAACGCAUUGUUUUUAGUAAAAAAAUACCGAUAAUACUGAUAUAUUGAUAUUUUUCCGCGAUUGUAUAUUGCGUAAUUUUAAGCAAAAUUUUCUGUCUCCAAAUGACGCCAAACAUUUAAUAAAAGACGUUUAACAAUACAAUGAUAUUUUUAGUUUUUGAUAUUUUUAGAUUUUUUUUUUAAUACCAUUUGCAAUCAGUUAUCGUUGUUUACGUUGUAAAAGUUCAACGCCAACGUAAACAAAUACGUUUUACUUUACAGCUUUUCCUGCCGGGUUAUUAUUAUUAUUAUUAUCAUCUUUAUUAUGGUCAAUUAAUCAUAUAUUACAAAGAAGAAAAAAAAACGUAUAAAAUAUUCAAUCAAACUAUUAAUAGAAUAUAGACCCUAAAUGGGCAAGGUAUAAACGGGACUCAAAGAACCAUGCAAGAUACCUUCCCAAACGUUAUUAAAACUAAUUUAUAUAACAUUACACACACAAGACACAACUCUACACACACCUAGUGCACCACAAUUUACGUCCUAUGACAUGAACAGUCACAAAACAAAGACCACGUACAUGACAAGUCAACAUCAUAAAUAGAAUCAACAAUACUAGAGUAUCUACGUUUAACUAAACAUUUAAAAGAACUAUACACAUUGAUCGUAUUUGUCCUCCUUGAAAUAACUCGAAUCAGCGCUUGGAAAAGCUGGACGUUUAAAUAUACAAACGUAAACUGAUACCAGUCAUACCGACAAAUAUCGAUAUACUGAUAUAUCGAAAAUUUAAAUAUCGAAUAAUCGGUACUUAUAAAAAAAUGAUAAUUUUCGGUAUAUCGAUAUACCGCAACAGCGUGCAAUUUUUCUUGCAACUUGCAAUGCAAUUCUACUCUUGAGAGAUGUAAAAUUGCCAAAUACGAGUCUUCAUUACACUCCGCUGAUGUUUUCUCAACAUAUCGAAAAUUCUUCACUGAUUUCACUAAUUAACAUCUCUCAAGAGUAGAAUUGCAUUGCAAGUUGCAAGAAAAAUUGCACCGUGUAACAUGGCCUUUACACUUGCAAUUUUCUUCUUCUGAUGGAUGUGAACGAGUGGAUAAGUUAUGAAUAGUCAGAUGAGGGUACACAUGUACUCCGAAUAUUCUUAACUCAUCUACUCGUUCACAUGCAUCAGAAGGAGAAAAUCGCAGCAAAAAUGCAAGUGUAAACCGGCCUUCAUACGAUGUUUCACGUGGGUAAUUUUUGUUGUCUACAUUUUAGGUGAUGCCGGAGCCACGCCGAUGAGCUGGAUGGAUGUGCCAGGGGACAAACUUCUGGAACCGCUCGUUGAUAUGGUAAGAUCAGUUUUAUUUGAAACUUACUCAAUUGUUUUUAGUCUUUGCAAUAUGCCAGGGCUCGAAAUAGCAGGCUGCCUUACUGGCCAAAAGCAGGCCGUAUUUUAGAAAUGGCUGGCAAAAACAAAUUUGAACUGCCAAGUCAAAAAAAUGACAUGGGAAAUUCUAUAGAUAUAUUUCAUUUCAUUUGCUUACCACAACUCAUAUAUACUAUAGAUCAUUUAGUUGACUAAAUAUACGUUGAUAUUUGAAAUGUAAAUCCAAGUUUACUGUAGUAAAAUAGACAAGUUUAAAAAUAACAAAAAUGCAUAUCAUGAAAACAAUGAUUUUUACAAUAUGAUUCAUGAGACAUCGCCAUUUUGGCAGUUCAAUGAAUAAAAUGGCAGUCAAAAUUUUUUUUUUCACCCGCCAAAACGUUUUAGUCUGGCAGGCCAUAUUUUUUCUCUACUUCGAGCCCUGACUAUGCUGUCAUGGUUUGUGCUUGAAUUACCUGAAAAAGAUAUCUCCAAUGUGGUGGUCCAGUGUAGAUAGUAUUCUUCACACGAAAGCCCUGGGAACGAGGUUGGAUAGUAUUUUAUAAUAACCUGUCGUGGUUUGUGUUAGAAUCAGUGAACUCUAUACACCCUUUUCAUAAAUGGCUGCCGAUUAAAAAUUCUUUUAUGUGCUUAUAAAUUGGCCCAACUAGCCUCGUUUCUGGGUAGAAAUUUCUUUGAAAUCUUAACAUGAGUACGAGGCUAGUUGGGCCAAUUUAUAUGCACAUAAAAGAAUUUUUAAUCGGCAGCCAUUUAUGAAAAGGGUGUAUAGAUACUGGAACGAUAACUCUAGGUAUAGACCCAUUGCAGUGACGUCACAAAUCCUUAAAGUGUCCUCCAGAUGCUCCCUAACGAUAUCUGUUCGGGUACAACCACAAAAUUAUUAUAAAGUUUUACAAAAUUUGCUUUGUUUACAAAAGUUAUAUUAUGCACAGAUUGCUAAUUUGUCCUCCAGAUGCAUCGUCACCAGCGCUGUGACGUCAUGUGCAAUGGGUCUAUACCCUAUGAUUGGGCGAAGCCAAGAUGGCGGCCUAUAGACUAUAGAAUACGUAGAACACGCGUGGAAUUCGCGCGGGAACUGAAAAUGACUAAAGGCCAUGUUACACGGUGCAAUUUUUCUUGCAACUUGUAAUGCCAUUCUACUCUUGAGAGAUCUUAAUUAGUGAAAUCUGUGAAGAAUUUUCGAUAUGUUGAGAAAACAUCAGCGGAGUGUAAUGAAGACUCGUAUUCGGUAAUUUUAAAUCUCUCAAGAGUAGAAUUGCAUUGCAAGUUGCAAGAAAAAUUGCACCGUGUAACAUGGCCUUAAGUUUCCGAUCGAUGUUUUUCAGUUUUUGCACAUAAAUGCUCAUUUUUAGUGGUAAAUACCCUACUUAAAAGCCAAAAACUAAAUGAAAAGGUCAGAUUGGGGCAACUGCAGUCCAUGUUGUUCUGUGUUUAGUUCAAAUCCCUCACAGGUUGUACAGAAAAACAAACGUUUGCUGGUGUUUUCCCACGGGGGUUUUUUCUGAACUUGUUUUUCACUCGUCAAAUAACUUUGAUUUUUAUGAUGAAGUAAACACUACUUGCGAAAAACAAAAUGGCGGUCGUUUUGUAGCGAAUUUUCGGUAAAGUUUCUGAAGAAAUUGUGCCAUAUUCUUCAUUUCACACAUUCUCAGUUUAGUACAAAAUUCAAUAAUAAUCAGCAAAUUAUAUUAAAAUACAUUGUGAAAAUCAACCUUUGACACAUUGUUUUUGCAAAACGCCAUUCGCAAAAUGGAUGAUUUUGCGUUCGCAAAAAGCGAACUUGCAUUCGCAAAUUGCGAAUAGCCAGCUGCUAAUUCGAACCCUGGGUAGAAAAGACAAAAUUCUGCCAUGAAGCAUCCGCGGUUUUGGUAAUAUUGUGCAGCCUACAUAUUCGUCCCCCUUAAUAAAACUUCAGGAAAUGGCCGCCAUGAUUAAAAUGCUUUUGUCUCUGUAGGGUGAUAUGUGUCGAUCACUUGCCACGACCAGACCGACAGUAAACCAAGACGAUCUCAAGAAAUAUGAAAAAUUCACAGAAGACUUUGGUCAGGAAGGAUAGUUAGUAUACAUAAAUAAUUUUCAUAAAUUAAAACACGCCAAUCUUUUCCUCGCCAUAUGCUAGCGAGACAAAGUUGUCGGUUGGACAAACUUUAUAAUUUUGAACUGUAGAAUAUCACUGCUAAUUUCAACUUGUAAAUGUAUAAAAGCACGCAUAUAAAACAAAGAUUGAAAUUUUGACCAUUCCACAAAACUUUCCACAAAUCCACAGGUUUUGACGAGUUCCAAGACUUAUGUGACUAAGACCCCAUUCACACGAUACCGGCAUGGAAUUGACAACUUGCAUGUUAGAUUAAAUUUUAAUCUAAGUAGAGAGAAGGGAUUUAAACACAACAGUUAAAAAGAACAUAUUAAAAUUAGUAAAAUUGCAAAAUGAGCCGAAAAUGGUAACAUUUUCCGCACGUAAUACAAAUAUACUGAAAAUAUGGAAACUUCGCAAGGCUAUAUUUUCUGUAUUUUACAACAUUUCGCAACCAAUUUUUGCAAUUUUACUAAUUUUAAUAAGUUCUUUACUUCUGUUCUUUACUUUUUUUUUUCCUAAAUCAAAAAUUAGUCUAACAUGCAAGUUGCCUAUUCUGCCGGCAGAAAAUCACGGUUUCAACUGUUUCAUUUUUCGACACUUUUUGAACCUGCAUGUAGUUACUUUAACGGGUUUAAAAAGCAUUGUCGAUUUGUCGUUUCAAAAGUACGUCCUGUUUCCGCUAUCCGCUACUGACUACAACCACAACCCGCGCUACUUCAUCUGCGCCAGCAGCUGGGAAAAGUUAAGGCUAUAGCUUUACUUAUUUGGCCGAUUUUCGACUCUUUCAAAAAUCGAAAAAGUGGGUGAAAAUAGACGAAAAAUUAAGGCUAUAUAUAUAGCCUAAAAAUUAAAGGCUAACCCAUUUACUUUUUCAGAAAAAUUAGGCUAUAUAGCCUUAAUUUUUGGCCUAUUUUCGACCCUUUUUCAAAAAUCGAAAAAGUGGCUGAAAAUGGACGAAACCUUAAGGCUAUAGCCUUACUUUUUGGUCGAAUUCCCGCCCUUUUUCAAAAAUGGAAAAGUGCCUAACUUUUUGUGCCUAACUUUCCAAAAAUGGAAAAGUGCCUAACUUUUUGUUUUAAUUUCCAUUGAAUUUCAAGGCCCCUCUAGCCGAGAAACGUAAAUUUACGCCAGUCCGAAAAUUGUACCGUUGGAAUCUUCGGUUAAUAGGCUUUCUGUCGAUGCCUUAUUGGAGCAUCCUAGACCAUCCGUGGACAUAAAAAUUCGGUUUUUCCAGCUGCAUGUGUAACCGAAAAAGACGUGAAACGGUGAAAGUUAAUAUUAUGCGUUUUCGAACCUUAUGUUCUAUUGAAUUUCAAGGUCCGUGCAGGACAGACUUGAAUUUACCACGGUCUGAAAAUUGUAUUUUUGGAAUCUGCGGUCCAUAGGCUUUCUGACGAUGCCUUAUAUCGCUGAUAACAAGGUUCUUUACGCUGAUAACAAGGUUCCUCACGCUGAGGACAACGUUCCUCACCCUGAGGACAAGGUUCCUCACGCUGAGGACAAGGUUCCUUACGCUGAUAACAAGGUUCCUCACGCUGAGGACAAGGUUCCUCACGCUGAGGACAAGGUUCCUCAUGCUGAGGACAAGGUUCCUCACGCUGAGGACAAGGUUCCUCACGCUGAGGACAAGGUUCCUUACGCUGAUAACAAGGUUCCUCACGCUGAGGACAAGGUUCCUCACGCUGAGAACAAGGUUCCUCACGCUGACGACAAG
Paramuricea clavata is the source of this 8532-nucleotide messenger RNA. The record is from the annotation of a GenBank genome assembly. NCBI's taxonomy places the organism in Eukaryota, Metazoa, Cnidaria, Anthozoa, Malacalcyonacea, Plexauridae.